Diprion similis is the source of this 2261-nucleotide messenger RNA. It is a transcript of the gene Ent3, whose product is annotated as equilibrative nucleoside transporter 4. Lineage: Eukaryota; Metazoa; Arthropoda; Insecta; Hymenoptera; Diprionidae. The coding region runs from base 214 to 2079 and encodes 621 amino acids. Gene Ontology annotation, molecular function: monoamine transmembrane transporter activity; nucleoside transmembrane transporter activity. The transcript has 10 exons. Gene Ontology annotation, cellular component: plasma membrane. The record is from RefSeq and is a predicted model, not a curated record. Gene Ontology annotation, biological process: nucleoside transmembrane transport.
AACUCAGCAAGACACACAGCAGACGUAUAUCACAAGAGAAUCUUAACUAAGAUUACGUAUUAUGUGAGAUAAAUAAGAAAUAAACUGCUUAUCAAGUGAAACUUGUGAAGGCUGUACCUACAUUUCAUAUUAAAAUAACUAAGCAAACUUGUUGCAGUUUAUUCAGGGAUGUGUUGAGACGCACGCUACUUUCAAUUACCAAUUCUACACAAUAUGGAUGAAAAUUUGAGCAGAGGAUACGUUCAGCUGGGCAAGGCUCGCGGUAUGAACGAAUUCAAGUUCACCAAUGGUUUCGCUCAUUUGUCACCGCCGGUCGACAAGUGCAACUUUGUUUACCUUGCCCUGGUGUUGGCAGGUGCGGGAUUCUUGUUACCGUACAACAGCUUUGUCAUCGCUGUCGAUUAUUUUCAAGCGCGAUAUCCUGGAACUACAAUCAUUUUUGACAUGUCGUUGGUUUAUAUUACGAUGGCCUUUUUCGCGGUGUUUGCAAACAACAUAUUGGUUGAAACUUUAUCUCUGAACACAAGGAUAACCUUUGGGUACCUAGUGUCUUUUGUGACAUUGAACUUUGUCGUUAUUUGUGAAAUCUGGUGGGAACUGUUUGGCGUUAAAGCUUCGUACACUAUCAACUUGGUUGCCGUCGCUGUCGUGUCUUUGGGUUGUACAGUUCAACAAUCGAGUUUCUACGGUUAUACUUCAAUGCUACCAAGUCGAUAUACUCAAGCCGUCAUGGCUGGGGAAAGCGCUGCUGGUUUUUGGGUCUCAACUAACCGUAUAAUAACGAAAUCCUUGGUCAACGACGAGCGUGGAAACACAUCAAUGUUCUUUGUCUUAUCCAUCCUGACAAUAGUGAUGUGCUUUGUGCUGCAUCAAGUUGUGCGGCAGACGGAUUUCGUCCAAUUUUACAUCACACUGUGCCAAGAAAGGUACAGAAUAACCUUGGAGCCUACGGAGGACGUUGGUUUGAUGGAUCCCUUGGACCACGUUGGAGAUUCAUCUAAAGGACAGUAUGGCGUUCUGAAACUCCAAACCAGCCCCCUAGCUACGGACUCCGCUGCCGCCGAAAACGUCGAUGCUGCGAGUAACGGACAAUAUUCAGCCUUUUCAUUCAGCAACCCUGUCUACGAGCCCGGUGCACCAUCUGGAAAUCCUCCCAACAGUGCUGGUCCAACUUACAAGGUUGAAGAUAUCGUUGUUCGUGCCCGUGGAACUUAUGGAUCCCGAAACAACAGGCCUUGGUCUGGAAUUAAGAGAGGUCUAUUGGCACGACUAGAAGUUGCAAAAUUGAUCUUUCCAUACAUGACAAGCAUAGGAGUUGCUUACUUUGUCACGCUCUGCCUCUAUCCAGGAAUAGUUUCCGAAAUUGUAUCCUGCAAGUUUGAAUCAUGGAUGCCGGUGAUUUUGAUGGCCGCUUUCAACGCAGCAGAUCUUCUGGGAAAAGUCUUAGCCUCGAUCCCAUACGAAUGGACUCGUACACAACUACUAUACUUUUCCGGAGCUCGUGCGAUUCUCAUUCCCCUGUUCCUACUGUGCGCCAUUCCAAGACGAGCGCCCAUUUUGUCAAGCGAAGGCUAUCCGCUAUUAUUCUCGCUGCUCCUGGGCUUGACUAACGGAAUUGUUGGAAGUGUACCUAUGAUUCAAGCGCCCAGCAAGGUACCGGAGGAGCACAAAGAAUUGACGGGCAACAUCAUGACACUGUCUUACACGACGGGACUGACCGUUGGAUCUCUACUGGCUUAUAUGCUCGAUGCUUGCCUGGGACCCCCGCUUCAAACGAAAGACAUAUGCCCAAAAGUCCGGAAGAUCAUAUCGGCUACAGUCAACUCCACAUCAUCAAUCCUCAUGCAGACAAGUACAAUGGCGACAAUCACCACUGGCCUUCCAAUGAUAGAUAGACUGACAAGAAUUCCUGAAUUGAAGACCAUCACGACCGCAGUCGCCGCUGCCAUGGCAACUACGGUAUUUUCCAACGACACAACAACGUUCUCCAACAGCAGUACGCUCAACGCUGUUACAACUGUGCUACCAAAAUUUUGGGCUAAUGCAACCGCGGCGAGCAACGCGAUUUUACCACAUUGAAAUAACGUGUGGCAGCUAACAUAUAUUGUCUCACUUAACUCUCCGUUUUCAUACUAGGUUUUCACGACCCAGAAAUUUUUAAAUCAAUAGUACAUUAUGUAACAAGGAAAUCAUGAACUUUUAUUCUUGUGUCACAUAUGAGACUUUAUUUUCGACUCAACUUUGGCCUCAUUAUUAACUUG